Molecule: messenger RNA, 2256 nt
Organism: Ostrea edulis (European flat oyster)
Lineage: Eukaryota; Metazoa; Mollusca; Bivalvia; Ostreida; Ostreidae
Exons: 3
Coding region: 211-1887 (558 amino acids)
Biological process (GO): protein polyubiquitination; proteasome-mediated ubiquitin-dependent protein catabolic process
Molecular function (GO): protein binding; zinc ion binding; ubiquitin protein ligase activity
Source: RefSeq, a predicted model, not a curated record
GCUAGCACAAAGUCCAACCUCCAAAUCUCAAAGGCACGCCAUAGAGGGAACUGUGUAAUCUCAGAUUAGGAACUGUGAUGCUACAGUACAGAGGGGGGUGCAGUCUGUGCCAAACAAGACACGUCAUUCAACAUACACUGUAUAUCUACACGGAAGCGAUACCUUGCUAUGCCUCAGAGAAGUGUUUAAUGCUACAGGAUUUGGAAAAGCAUGAUGAAUCCCCGCUACUGCAGUCAAGACCUGAUCCGGUGUGACCUCUGUGAGACUGCUAUGGUACAAAUGUAUUGUGAUUUCUGUAAUGUCAAACUUUGCAUUACAUGUAUCGGACAGCACAUUUCUGAUGCAUAUGACAAACAUAAAGUCGUGCCAUUCAAACAACGUAUGUCAACCCUAAUAUAUCCAAAGUGCGCAGUUCAUGAAAAUAAGAGAAACAAGUUUCAAUGCUUAGAAUGUGAUAUGUGGGUGUGCUCAAUGUGCAUUUCUUCUGAAACUCACAAAUGGCAUGCCUUUAAAGAUCUCUCCGCAAUCAACAAGUCUAAAAAGGAGUCAAUUCGAAGAGAAGCAGAUGAGUUAAAUGAUAUUUUAUCUCCAACGUAUGAGGACAUCGUCUCUGACAUACAGUCACAAAUAGCAAAUUUAGAUGUUGAAUACGAAAAUCUUUCAGUUUCAAUAAUGCAACGUGGAGAGGAGUGGCACAAGGAGGUCGAUACUGUCAUCAACGAAAUGAAACACGAAAUCGACGAGAUGAAAGACAAACAUCUCGAUAUUUUGAAGAAGCAUUUAGAAGAAAUAAUUCAGAUACAAUCUUUGGUUCGAGAAUCACUCCUUACUCUGAAUAAGAUUGAGAAAUCGAAUGAUGUUUCUGUGACCUUGGCAUACAAUUCCAAUAGUAAGGAACUCCGAAACCUUCCACCCAAAAUUCAAAUUUUACGUCCAAACUUCAAUGCAAAAGCAUUAUUGAGAGAAGACAUCCAAAGUCGUUUUGGAUCUUUAACCCCGCUCUCCAUUUCAACACAAGAAGAUGGGUAUUACGAAAGGAAGCAGCAACACUCUGAGAGACAAUUUCUGAACGUACAUGAACUGGUCAGCACAAUAAAUACCGGCUAUCACAAUCUUCAAAGCAUUUGCCUUUCGGCUGAGGAUGAACUUUGGACGAGCGGAAGAGUAAGUGAUGUGAAAUGCUUCAACACCCAAGGCUUUCUUUUGAAAACUGUUAGAACAAUUUCAGGAGAGAUGCCAAAUGAUAUUGCACUCACAAGCCAUGGAGAUUUAUUAUACACUGAUUGGAAAUCAAUGAGUGUGAAUGAAGUAAAGAAGGGACAGAUAGAGGAGGUGAUCAGGAUGCAUGGAUGGACACCUGUCAAUCUCUGUGUCACCGCCUCUGGUGAUCUCCUGGUGGCAGCAUACAGUGACGAUCAAACUCAGUCUAAGAUUGUUCGUUAUAUCAACUCCACAGAGAAACAGACACUGCAAUUUGAUGAUGACGGAAAACCAUUAUUUUCAGGAAACAAUUUUAUCAAAUACAUUGCUGAAAAUGGAAAUAUGGAUAUUUGUGUGGCCGACAAUGGCGCCCCUGCAGUAGUGGUGAUCAAUCAGGAUGGAAAACUACGAUUUCGAUAUGACGGGCAUUGUACAACUACCAACGAAGGAUUUCAUCCAUUCGGCAUCACGACAGACAGUCGCAAACACAUUCUGAUUGCAGACAGUAAUAAUCACUGCAUUCAUAUCCUAAAUGAAGAUGGCCAGUUCCAAGUUUUUAUCAGUAUUGAUCUAUGCGACCCUUGGGGAUUAUGUGUAGACAAAAAUGACCAUCUACAUGUGGCUGAGUUAAUCUCAGGGAAUGUCAAAAAAAUUAGAUAUUUGAAAUCAUCAAGUGGGUAUCCAUAAUAGAAUAUCGAGUAUGUUUUUCAAAAUUGAAUACCCAUAUUUCACUAUUCUGUGAUUUCGUCAUCAUUAAUAUCGGGCCUAAAACGUUACAUCUGAAUAUAAGUAAUGAUAGAUGCCUUACAUGUCUCUUUGAUAACAAUCAAUGACGUCAGAAAGAAGAAUUUCUCAAAACGUGCAGCAAUUUACCACGUCAACAUAAAUAAAUUAGAAAUCUAUUGUUUUGUCUGUGUUUUUGGAAAAAGAAUGUGUCUUUUGAUUUCAAAAUGUAAUAUCUUUUCUCAUAAAAUGGAAUGGAGAACAACCUAGAAUGCAUUAUACCUGUUUCUACUAAGCAAGAUGUCUCUUUGCUAAAUAAAUAGUCCAACUUGG